AUAGUAUAAUAUUGUGUUCUUUCAGAUCAUUUUCUGUACUACUUUUAGUUGCAUGGUUGUGCACUGUUUUGUUUCUUGUAUCACGCUUGUGUGUAAAAAGCCUUUAACGCCUUUUCCCAUUGUUCUCCACUGCUGAUUAUUGAAUAAGUAGCUUUUAAUCACGUGUGGGGUGGGGGUUUAACGAGGUAUUACGCAAACAAUAAAAAUACCCACUGGUGCAGAUUAUAGCUUGCAGUACUCGUGAUAAACGCUAGGGGGAAGCAAAAAGCAAAUGUGACUGUUGAGCCUGCUAGAAAUAAGUAAACAGAGUAAGUGUGUUGUUUACGCCUACUCUGGGUUCAAGAUGGCUGCUGGAGACAACAGCGGCAGGCCUCCUUGCCUCAGUUUCUCUGGUCCGGGUCCUUUGGGAAACAGCCAACCCAGCAACAGUGUUUUCUCCAUGCCCGCAUCCAACGGCGGAGGGGUCGGUGCAGCUGGGGGGCCGCAGGGAGCCGCGAGGCGGCCCAACCCGCAGCUUGGGCCUGGAGGGGGAGACGGCAACGGUGUUUCGACCGGAACUCAACCGACUGCGCAGAACUCCCUGCAGCAGCCCGUUGCGGCAGGUGCUGCGGCAGCCGGAGCAAUGGCCUCUCCGGCGUCCAACAUGGCAAGCACCGCGGCGUCAAACGCCUCUCCGGCGGCGGCACCGACGGCCACUCCGGCGGCCGCCUCCGUGCUGGUGUACCGAGAGCCAGUGUACAACUGGCAGGCAACGAAGAGCACCGUGAAAGAGAGGUUCGCUUUCCUCUUCAACAACGAGGUGCUCAGUGACGUUCAUUUUUUAGUGGGCAAGGGGAUGGGAGUUCAAAGGAUACCGGCACACAGGUUCGUUCUGGCUGUGGGCAGUGCAGUGUUUGAUGCCAUGUUCAACGGGGGAAUGGCGACCACGUCAACGGAGAUCGAGCUCCCAGAUGUGGAACCAGCUGCCUUUCUGGCCUUGCUAAAGUUUCUCUACUCUGAUGAAGUCCAGAUCGGGCCUGAGACGGUGAUGACCACACUCUAUACGGCAAAGAAGUAUGCAGUUCCAGCACUGGAGGCUCACUGUGUGGAGUUCCUGAAGAAGAACCUCAGAGCAGACAAUGCUUUCAUGCUGCUGACACAGGCACGGUUGUUUGAUGAGCCACAGCUUGCCAGUCUCUGUUUGGAAAAUAUUGACAAGAACACUGGAGACGCGCUUGCCGCUGAAGGCUUCACAGACAUAGAUCUGGACACACUGGUGGCAGUUUUGGAGAGAGAUACUCUGGGAGUGAGGGAGGUGCGUUUGUUUAGUGCUGCAGUUCGUUGGGCCGAGGCUGAGGCGCACAGGCAGCAGUUGCAGCCAACGCCCGAAAACAAGCGUAAAGUCCUGGGAAAAGCUCUCACACUCAUCCGGUUCCCUCUCAUGACCAUCGAGGAGUUUGCUGCAGGUCCAGCACAGUCCAGUAUCCUGACUGACCGGGAGGUGGUGAGUCUCUUCCUGCACUUCACAGUCAACCCGAAGCCACACGUAGAUUUCAUUGACCGCCCUCGCUGCUGCCUCCGCGGAAAGGAGUGCAGCAUCACACGUUUUGGUCAGGUGGAGAGCCGCUGGGGCUACAGCGGCACAAGUGACCGCAUACGGUUCUCUGUAAACAGAAGGAUAUUCGUGGUUGGUUUUGGGCUAUAUGGCUCAAUACACGGACCCACAGAUUAUCAAGUCAACAUACAGAUCAUUCACACAGACAGUAACACAGUGCUGGGGCAGAACGACACAGGCUUCAGCUGUGAUGGCUCAGCAAACACCUUCAGAGUCAUGUUCAAAGAGCCAGUGGAGAUCCUACCCAAUGUCAACUACACUGCCUGUGCCACACUCAAGGGUCCAGACUCUCAUUAUGGCACUAAGGGAAUGCGAAAGGUAACACACGAGUCGUCAUCCACUGGCACAAAGACAUGUUUCACCUUCUGCUACGCAGCAGGCAACAACAAUGGAACCUCCGUAGAGGACGGACAGAUUCCCGAGGUCAUCUUCUACACAUAGUCACCUCAGACAUUGCAACAAUCUUCCAUCAAAUGUGACAACCGUGACACCAGCGAGCGCAGGGCCGCACCUCAGCAGCUGUACUGGGGACUAAUCUGUCAGACUUCAUACUGUUCCCUCCAUAUCGCGCACAACUGUUGGCAACAUGGGAAGGCAAACAGCCUGGAAGCGUUGUAGGUCACUACAUGGGUCAAAGCUCGUCAUUUGAGAUGUCUUUCUCCUUCUCAGUGGCUUUCCUUUAUCCCAUUGUGUUAUAUUGACACCAGCCUCUGAAAUUGACUGGAACCGACUCCACUUAGAAACAAGAGGGAAGGAGAAGCCUCUCAGAUUAUUCACAGUAUCAGUGUCACUGCUGUGGAUUGAUAAAGGCUUAAACUGUAUGAUUCCUCUUUCUGUGCUCCACAGCAUUAACGCAGAGGAGAGUCUCAACUGUAUGAAUGUACAGUUUAUCAGAUUUGCCAAGAAAAUAUCCUCAUCACUGUUUAGUACAGACUAGAAUCCCACAUUAGCUGUAACUUCCACAUACUGACAGACCUCAUAGGCUUUAUGAAAUCUUGGUAAAUUUGAACCAAACUUCAUGUUAAUCUUAACAAUAUGGUUAGGGGUAAGAAUGAUUACUUUUUGGGUUUCUACAUACAGUACAAUCUGUGAUUUCUUGUGUCCUUGCUUGGUAGUUGCCUAUAUCCAAGAUAACCUUGCACUUCUUGGCCUUGCAUAUGUUAAUUUGGUUGUUGUAUGGAUGCACACUAACUCUUCAGAUAUGUUUCUUUUAUGCUUUGUUUAAAAAGUGUGGGUGGAACAGCUUUCCCGUCUCGGUAUGGAAGUGAGAGGGUUGUAUAUUAAAGUGGCAUUUAUUAACAUUAUAUAUGUAACUUGAAUUGAGCAUCGAUUAAAGAGUGAAGA
Pelmatolapia mariae (spotted tilapia) is the source of this 2938-nucleotide messenger RNA. Its product is annotated as BTB/POZ domain-containing protein 2-like. Gene Ontology annotation, molecular function: protein binding. Lineage: Eukaryota; Metazoa; Chordata; Actinopteri; Cichliformes; Cichlidae. The coding region runs from base 344 to 2035 and encodes 563 amino acids. The transcript has 9 exons. Gene Ontology annotation, biological process: neurogenesis. Gene Ontology annotation, cellular component: P-body; cytosol. The record is from RefSeq and is a predicted model, not a curated record.